This is a messenger RNA of Vicia villosa (hairy vetch), 519 nucleotides long. RefSeq lists its product as uncharacterized. Gene Ontology annotation, molecular function: RNA-DNA hybrid ribonuclease activity; nucleic acid binding. The transcript has 4 exons. Lineage: Eukaryota; Viridiplantae; Streptophyta; Magnoliopsida; Fabales; Fabaceae. The coding region runs from base 1 to 519 and encodes 172 amino acids. The record is from RefSeq and is a predicted model, not a curated record.
AUGUGUAUUAGUGACGACCGGCAUAACCAACAACAACACAUAUGGCAGCCUCCUAUUGUUGGUUGGGUGAAAUGCAAUGUGGAUGUUGGUUUCAAUAAACACUUAGGAACAACUAACAGAGGUACUUCGUGGAAUGUUGAUAUCUACACUGUCGUUGAGGCGGAGGCUUUGGCAUUGAAGGAAGCGGUCCAAGGAUCUAUUCAGAUGCAAAUGGAGCGCAUUACAUUUGAAAGUGAUUCUCAAAUGGUGGUGCAAGCUAUUAGUGCUAAUUAUGUUGGUAAUUUUGAGUUUUGUGUGAUUAUUUAUAGUAUUAAAAAUCUGUUAGAUUUACAUCCCAACUUUGAAGUUAAGUUUGUUAAGCGUCAAUUUGAUAAUUUGGUUGGUAAUGGUAUUGGUGUUGGUGUUGUUCUCGUUGUUGGGUUGGUUGUAGGUUUGUUGUUGGGGGGAACUGUAGGACAUGUUGGUGAUGCCUCUUCCACAUCUGAAGCCACUUGGAAGCGAAGUCUUUCCAACUUCUAA